Nilaparvata lugens (brown planthopper) is the source of this 2513-nucleotide messenger RNA. Its product is annotated as high affinity copper uptake protein 1. Gene Ontology annotation, molecular function: copper ion transmembrane transporter activity. The transcript has 6 exons. Gene Ontology annotation, biological process: copper ion transmembrane transport. NCBI's taxonomy places the organism in Eukaryota, Metazoa, Arthropoda, Insecta, Hemiptera, Delphacidae. Gene Ontology annotation, cellular component: membrane. The coding region runs from base 319 to 966 and encodes 215 amino acids. The record is from RefSeq and is a predicted model, not a curated record.
AUUUUCUGUUUCUGUUUCUCCCGUAGUAGUUUAGUAGUGUGUAGUCCCUUACAAAAUCUGGAAAUCACUACCGUGCUGGAAAGUGAAGGUUGCUUUCAUGAAUCGUGUCAUUCGUGUCAAGUAUUUGUUUGAGUAAAUUAACGGAUCAUAUAGAUUUAAUUUUUCUGGUGAUAUUUAGAUUGUUGUUAUAGUUUCAAUCAUCAAGUCUUCCAUUUACUUGAAAGUUUUUCUGUGCGGUGGAUUCUUCAAGAAAUUUUCUAUCUACUUGGAUUCUGAGUCUGACGCAAUACUAGUUGUUCAACCAUAAAAAUAUUGAAGAUGGCACACGAUCACCACAUGGGACACAACCACAUGGAUCACAUGGACCACUCACAGCACAACUUGGACCAUGCAGCCAUGGGCCACAACAUGGACAUGGUGAAGGCCGGCUGUCACGACGACCCUGCGGCAGAUGCCUCCAAUGGCACCAUGUCUGGACACAUGAUGCAUCAUAUGAUGUCUAUGGCGUUCCAUUUCGGUUUUAAUGAGACGAUAUUGUUUGACUUCUGGAAAACCUCUUCAGUUUACGGCGUAAUAGGAUCUAUGAUAGGUAUUGUCAUAAUGGCGGCUUUAUACGAAGGACUGAAAUAUUAUAGGGAGCACCUCUUCUGGAGCUCAUACAAUGCACUGCAGUACAGAUCCGUACAGAUGCCUGUUGAUAAGUCAGCUAGCUCAAUGGACAGCAGAGUCGUACACGUCGUUGGCGAAGUGAUUCAUAAACAGCCGCCGUCAAUGCUGAGUAAAAUGCACGCGUUGCAAACAGGCCUGCAUGUGGUGCAGAUGAUCAUCAGCUACUUGCUCAUGUUGAUAUUUAUGACGUACAACGUGUACCUUUGUGCGGCGGUGGUGGUCGGCUCGGCAAUAGGCUACUUCUUGUUCGGCUGGAAGAAGUCGGUCGUUGUCGACGUCACAGAACACUGUCAUUGACCGCAAACGCUUCUCAAAUAUGUAUAUAUUGUGCAUCAUUAACAUAUAGUAUCAAUAUUUUAUAUUAUGAAAUUUGGACGAUCGUCUUGUAUGUUCCAAUGUUGAAAUCCAAAGCAAUCCAAUAGCAGUUUAAGCUUCAUGUGCAAUACUGACUUAUAUCACUACCGCGUAGAUUUACCUGUAAAUUUAGGUGGUAGUGCUCAUAUACGUCUGCAAGUUAUACAAAUAUUAUUUGUUAGUGUCGAUUGUUUCCAAUAGUAUGUUGGUUCCACAAUCUAUCAAUACUCAAUCAUUGUGAUAAAUAGUCUAUUCGAUACGACUUCACAUUUUGAAAAACAGACAAGAUUUGCCUUUUCACAUUGUGACAAUUUAUCGCCUUGUUUGAUUUUGAAAUUGAACUUAUUUUAUGGAAAUCAAGUUUGAAAUUAAACAAUGUACUAUUACAUGGACUAUACUAUUACAAAACGGACUCAACGUGAUCAUAUAUUCACAACAUUUAUAAAGUUGCUGAUUAAUAGUUAUUUCAGUUCUAUUAUAGAGAAAAGAUAGUAUGAGCUAUGCUAUCUUUUUUCUAUGGUUCUAUCUACAUUUGAUAUGUAAACAAGUCAACAUGCGACUCAGCUUUUGGAGGGUCAAUUUAUGUUCUUCAAAACUUGAGAUUACAUAAUCAUGCUAUUGCAUGAGAACUUGAAAUUAAUCUUAGUUUGGAUUGGGAAAAUGGAUAGUAUUUUUCGAUAAAAUAUUUUUUCAACUAUUCAAGUACUAUGUUGUUGGAAUCAACAAUCUCUGCACCAGUGACUUUUAAACCCUCCUUGUUCAAAUUAUUCAAUAAUAAAGCAGUAGUUGGUGGAAUUUGUUCAUCAUAUCUCAAUUAAUUUACAAAUUAACUAUUUAUUAUUUAUUGGAUUUAAUACAUUUUAUCAAUAGUUUAAAUGGUUACUUAUUUAUUCCAUUCAUUAUUUCAGUUAUUAUGUUGAAGAUCAUUCUGUAUUAUACUUCAUGAAUACUUUGAAUAUUUUCACAUUCUCUGUUCCUAUUUUCUGAUUGAUGUAUGAUAGAAUAUUCUUUAGAUAAAAUCAGUAGUUAUGAGGCAACUAGAAGCAAUGAACAAUGCUAAGCACAGAUCAUUCCAAUAGUUUAACUUUAAUAGACUCUGUUUUAAUUUACAAACAUUCAGUAAGAGAACGUGAACCAUUUUCUUUGACUAAUUCCGAUUUCUAUUAUUUUAAAAAAAUAAUUAUUAAGGCCUAAAUUUUAGAGAACUAUUAUGCAAGUAGAAAGCACGGCAUCAUUGACCUUAUUCAAUAGGUUUUCUGUUGGAGAGAAGGCCUAACUUAUAAUUUACAAAUUACCAGUUUAGUAGUUAUAUAGUUGGUACUUCUAAUUGAUUUAUCCGCAAAUUGGAAAUCUUCAAAAGUGGGUCCCAAUGUUCCAAAGGGCUCAUCUCAUGUAAAAUUAAGACAGACAGAGACUUAUCUUCAAGGAAGAAUGUUAUAUAAAUUAUAAAUAUUGUUUACAAAAAUAAUUAUAUAAAAGGUAUACUAAUA